Messenger RNA from Myxocyprinus asiaticus (Chinese sucker), 1047 nucleotides. Its product is annotated as trace amine-associated receptor 4-like. The transcript has a single exon. Gene Ontology annotation, biological process: G protein-coupled receptor signaling pathway. The record is from RefSeq and is a predicted model, not a curated record. Lineage: Eukaryota; Metazoa; Chordata; Actinopteri; Cypriniformes; Catostomidae. Gene Ontology annotation, cellular component: membrane. Bases 1 to 1047 code for a protein of 348 amino acids. Gene Ontology annotation, molecular function: trace-amine receptor activity.
AUGUCAGAAUCUCCAGCAGACAUCACAACUGCAAAUGUGACUGAGACAAUAUUUCUGUGUUAUCCACUUCGACCGGACUCCUGUCCUCGAGUUCAGCACCUCACUGUGCUCAAACUGCUCAUGUACGCCUUCAUGCUGCUUAUUAUUGUGGUGACGGUUUGUGGGAAUCUGCUGGUGGUGUUCUCCAUCUCGCACUUCAAACAGCUGCAGUGUCCCACGCACCUGAUCGUUCAGUCUCUGGCGGCCUGUGACUGUCUGCUGGGAGCGCUGGUGAUGCCGUACAGCAUGCUGCGUUCCGUCGAAGGCUGCUGGUAUCUGGGGGAUGUCGUAUGUAAAGUUCAUUCCAGUUUAGACAUGACUCUCUGUAUCUCCUCUAAAAUGCAUCUGAGUUUAAUAUCUGUGGAUCGAUACUGGGCCAUCUGUGACCCUCUACGGUACCGAACAAGAGUCACCACCAACAGCGUGACUGCCUUUAUCACCGUCACGUGGCUGUUUGCGUUUGCAUACAGCUUUUCUAUUGUGUUUUCAGGGGUGAACGCGGUCGGUCUGGAGCUGCUCGUGGUACAGAUUUCCUGUGUGGGCAGUUGUGUUCUGUUAUUUAACAAACAGUGGGCUCUCGUCUGCUCAAUUCUCACUUUCUUCCUUCCAGGAACCAUCAUGAGCUCUCUGUACAUCAAGAUCUUCUAUGUGGCGAGAAAACAUGCAAAGGUGUUAUCAGAAAGAGUGAGUGUAGGCGCCAAAGGGGAAUUCAAGAGUCACACAUCCACACACAGAGAGAGAAAAGCAGCUAAAACUGUGGCCAUCAUUGUAGGAGCGUUUCUGCUCUGCUGGCUGCCAUUUUUCAUUGCCACUGCUCUCGACCCGUUCCUCAAUUUCAUGACUCCAGCUGUUGUGUUUGAUGCUUUAGUGUGGUUCGGGUACUUUAACUCGACCUGUAACCCUCUGAUUUAUGGGCUAUUCUACCCUCGCUUUCAGAAAGCCUUUAAGAUUUUAAUAUCCACAUACAUCUGUGGCUUCAGUCGUUCUAACACACUGUCAUUUGAAUGA